AUGACUUCACCGGCACUAGAAUUUGAUGAUGAAGGUGUACGUUUCAUGCAAAGAUUUCGAAUGUACAGGAAUUUGGGAAGUCCAGCAAUAUUCACAUAUAACGAUUAUAAAAAAGUGACAAAUUGGGACCACGUUAGUACACUGGAUCUUUUGAAUGCAUCUUUGCAAAAUUUUCAAUCUGCUAAAAUAACUUUGGCCAAGUUAAAAAAUUUAAAUGUAUCCGAGUGUAGAAUGGAAUUCGGUGAAGUUGAAUUUAAAGAGAUCAUGGAUCCUAAGAUGGACAGUGGAAUGAUCCUUGAAAGUGAUCUCAAGAAAAAAAAUUUUAAUCUACAAGCUAGAUUAAAACCUGAACAAGUUCUUGGAAUAAUUAAUAAUUUAUUUAUAUGCGAGGAGGAAGAUUUUUCUUUAAAUAAAUAUAACAUUACGAUUUAUGAAGAUUUUCCUGAAUCGGAAGUAUUAAAAUUAUUGGGUGAUGCAGAAAAUUGGUUGAGAAAUAACGGUAGCCAAUGGAUACGCAAUAAUGGAAAAAAUGCUCAAAAAGAAAUUGCUAAUUGCAGUAAAUUAUUAAAUGAAAUUAAGAGUGAAGAUACUGCUGAUUUAGAAAUCGAUGUAGAUGAUGCGUUUGAUCCUUUAAUUAAUCGAAAAUUUGUAUCACAAACACCACCACGACCAAUUCAACUUUUAACAUUACAAGAGGCAAUUAUUUUAAAAUCGAAAUUUUCAUUGGAUGAAAUGUUGAAUUUAUUAAAAAACCUUAAUUCAACAUGUCUAAUCAUUGAUUAUAUAUCAGCAACUAGUUUAAUGAAUUUCUUGCAUUAUUAUGCUGCUCAAAAACCUACAUCAUGUGCUUUCUCAAGGUCAUUAUUACAAUCAACAAUUCGUUCAGAAGAACGUGUUCUAGGCAAAAUGCCAAUUUUUCAAUUGGUAAAGGAUUCUAUAACAGAAUUGACAAAUCCACCAUAUGUUUAUUUUGUAUCAAAAAUUGAACUUCUUACUUCAGCUGGUCAUAAUACAAUAUAUUCAGAUGAAGUCAGAAAAAAAAUUUCAAAAUUGGUUCAUGUAUUUGUUGACAGUUCAGAAAAGCCUUUGAUGGAUCUUUGCCAAAUUUUAUGUCAUAAUCGUUCAAGACAACGAAGAAAUAUGUGUAAUGUUUUAACAGAUUGGGAAUUGUUACAAGAAAAGGCAGAACAUAUCGACUUAGAGUUGCAAGGAUUGACUGGUGAAUCGCCAUUAAUAACAAAAGAAGGACCUUCAUUUUCUUUUCAUCUUUCUUCUUGGGUUUAUCAUCGGAAACUAACAUUAAUUGAGGACAUUUUAUUUAUUGGCUUUGAAUUAGAAUUAUAUGGAACACAUGAAUUUCCAAUGAUUUAUUGGUAUAUUGAUUAUUUAUUAGGUGUUCAUUAUCAACAUUUGGACAGAAUUUCUAUUCAUGCAAAUGACCAUCGAAAAUCAAAUCUAAGAAGCAUAUCACUUUCAAAAUCCAUUACAUCAUUAAUAAUUAAUCAGCAAAUUUUAACAAUGGCUAAACAAGAUUUAUGCCGAGGAAUUUAUAGAGCUAUACCAGCAUUACAGAGAACUGGUCGUAUGACUUCACCGGCACUAGAAUUUGAUGAUGAAGGUGUACGUUUCAUGCAAAGAUUUCGAAUGUACAGGAAUUUGGGAAGUCCAGCAAUAUUCACAUAUAACGAUUAUAAAAAAGUGACAAAUUGGGACCACGUUAGUACACUGGAUCUUUUGAAUGCAUCUUUGCAAAAUUUUCAAUCUGCUAAAAUAACUUUGGCCAAGUUAAAAAAUUUAAAUGUAUCCGAGUGUAGAAUGGAAUUCGGUGAAGUUGAAUUUAAAGAGGAGGAAGAUUUUUCUUUAAAUAAAUAUAACAUUACGAUUUAUGAAGAUUUUCCUGAAUCGGAAGUAUUAAAAUUAUUGGGUGAUGCAGAAAAUUGGUUGAGAAAUAACGGUAGCCAAUGGAUACGCAAUAAUGGAAAAAAUGCUCAAAAAGAAAUUGCUAAUUGCAGUAAAUUAUUAAAUGAAAUUAAGAGUGAAGAUACUGCUGAUUUAGAAAUCGAUGUAGAUGAUGCGUUUGAUCCUUUAAUUAAUCGAAAAUUUGUAUCACAAACACCACCACGACCAAUUCAACUUUUAACAUUACAAGAGGCAAUUAUUUUAAAAUCGAAAUUUUCAUUGGAUGAAAUGUUGAAUUUAUUAAAAAACCUUAAUUCAACAUGUCUAAUCAUUGAUUAUAUAUCAGCAACUAGUUUAAUGAAUUUCUUGCAUUAUUAUGCUGCUCAAAAACCUACAUCAUGUGCUUUCUCAAGGUCAUUAUUACAAUCAACAAUUCGUUCAGAAGAACGUGUUCUAGGCAAAAUGCCAAUUUUUCAAUUGGUAAAGGAUUCUAUAACAGAAUUGACAAAUCCACCAUAUGUUUAUUUUGUAUCAAAAAUUGAACUUCUUACUUCAGCUGGUCAUAAUACAAUAUAUUCAGAUGAAGUCAGAAAAAAAAUUUCAAAAUUGGUUCAUGUAUUUGUUGACAGUUCAGAAAAGCCUUUGAUGGAUCUUUGCCAAAUUUUAUGUCAUAAUCGUUCAAGACAACGAAGAAAUAUGUGUAAUGUUUUAACAGAUUGGGAAUUGUUACAAGAAAAGGCAGAACAUAUCGACUUAGAGUUGCAAGGAUUGACUGGUGAAUCGCCAUUAAUAACAAAAGAAGGACCUUCAUUUUCUUUUCAUCUUUCUUCUUGGGUUUAUCAUCGGAAACUAACAUUAAUUGAGGACAUUUUAUUUAUUGGCUUUGAAUUAGAAUUAUAUGGAACACAUGAAUUUCCAAUGAUUUAUUGGUAUAUUGAUUAUUUAUUAGGUGUUCAUUAUCAACAUUUGGACAGAAUUUCUAUUCAUGCAAAUGACCAUCGAAAAUCAAAUCUAAGAAGCAUAUCACUUUCAAAAUCCAUUACAUCAUUAAUAAUUAAUCAGCAAAUUUUAACAAUGGCUAAACAAGAUUUAUGCCGAGGAAUUUAUAGAGCUAUACCAGCAUUACAGAGAACUGGUCGUAUGACUUCACCGGCACUAGAAUUUGAUGAUGAAGGUGUACGUUUCAUGCAAAGAUUUCGAAUGUACAGGAAUUUGGGAAGUCCAGCAAUAUUCACAUAUAACGAUUAUAAAAAAGUGACAAAUUGGGACCACGUUAGUACACUGGAUCUUUUGAAUGCAUCUUUGCAAAAUUUUCAAUCUGCUAAAAUAACUUUGGCCAAGUUAAAAAAUUUAAAUGUAUCCGAGUGUAGAAUGGAAUUCGGUGAAGUUGAAUUUAAAGAGUCACAAAAUAGUCCUGAAAAUACUUUAGUUAAUAAACCAGUGAAUUUGGAGUUUAUUUAUCAUCCAUGGUAUCCCGUUAUUCAAUUAAAACAAUGA
This is a messenger RNA of Entrophospora sp. SA101, 3396 nucleotides long. The record is from the annotation of a GenBank genome assembly. Lineage: Eukaryota; Fungi; Glomeromycota; Glomeromycetes; Entrophosporales; Entrophosporaceae.